AUGUCACCAGCAAUCAGCAAAUGCAACAAAAUCCGACGCAUUGUGAGAAUCCGCCAAAUGCUACAAAGCUGGCACAAGAAGGCCCGCCUCGCGGCAGCACGUGCGCCGUCCGACGUUCCCGCAGGACACGUGGCGGUCUGCGUGGGGAGCAGCUGCAGGCGGUUUAUCGUGCGCGCAACGUACCUGAACCACCCCAUCUUCCAGAAGCUUCUAGUACAAGCCGAGGAGGAGUACGGCUUCGCCAACCAAGGGCCCUUGACUAUCCCGUGCGACGAGUCGUUUUUCGAGGAGGUUCUCCGGGUCGUGGCCCGGUCCGAGUCCAGUAACUCCGGGCGGUUCUUAAGCAUCGAUGAUCUCCAGAGACGCUGCCACGUGGAUGUUUUGAGUCAGCUUGAAUAUUUGGGUGAAUCUCGGCCGUUGCUUCACGGGCUUGCUGAUAAAUCAGUAUGUUAG
Prunus armeniaca (apricot) is the source of this 453-nucleotide messenger RNA. The record is from the annotation of a GenBank genome assembly. Lineage: Eukaryota; Viridiplantae; Streptophyta; Magnoliopsida; Rosales; Rosaceae.